AUGUUCCCAGAAAGCAUUAAGAUCUCGGACGACGCCGUCUCCACGAAUCAGUGCAUCAUACCCCUCUCACGCGGCCGUCGAAAGGGAGCUGCGCGCCCUCCCAUAUCGAUCUUCGGACGUGCAGCGAAAGGCAAACGCCUCAUACGCCUCACCAUCUACCCGGACCACAAGGAACCCAUGCUUAGGCCUGAAAAGAUUACAAAGCCCGCACAGACCGCCGCCGGUGGCUGGUUCGCAUGGCUCCCCUGGCGCUGGCGCUCGUCGGCCCCGGCCCCGACAUCAACUAAGCCGUCCGGCCUGCCCUACGCCCACAAGCUCGCCGCAUACCCGCUGCACCACGCCGCAGUGACGCGGCUCCCGUGGUCGAGCGACGUUGAAGCGCGCGUGCUCCCGGGUGCCUACCGUGCCAUCGCAUACUUCGUGCGCCUGGAGGACCAGCGCGAGGAGGCCCCACGCAUUCUCGAGUUCCACUGCCUCUCCGAUCCGAGGAGCGGCUCACCCGCCGCGGCUGCGGCCGCGGCGCAGAACCCGUGCAAGCCGCUCCUCGCCGCCAAAUUCGCGGUGCCGCGCGAGGUGGAGGAACUGCGGACUGUGGGCGCUCUUGCGUGGGAUGAGACCAUCGGCAGGCUGUGCAUCGCCGAGGGGAAUGCUAUGAUGGUGCAUGUACUAGAUUUCGCUGAAUCGCCCGCAUUCGAGGCCGAACAAGAUUUCUAUGUCUUCGAAUACCCCGACACCGACAUCUUCGACAGACCGUAUUCCCGUAAGGCACAUGAGACGAGAGAUGUAGGGCCAGGGUCUGCAAAUGAGGGAGACUGGGAAUAUAGCCCGGGGCCUUCACAUGGCAGGUCAAGUGGUGCUGGUGGGCCAGGCGGGACUACCGAAGCAGGGUGUUCGUACUGGCCAAGCGGGACUCAGGGCGCGCAGUCCUCGCGCGAGCCAGACGCGACAAAAGAAGCAGGUUGUUCGUAUUGGCCCAGCGCGCUGGACGGCCCAGAGUUCUCGCACUGUGCAAACGGGACUAAGGGAGCGGAGUCCUCGCGCGACCCAGAUGCGACGAAAGAAGCGGGCUGUUCGAUUUGGCCAAGCGCGUUGGAUGGCCCAGAGUCUUCGCACUGGGAAAAUGGGACUGAUCGCGCAGAAUCUUCGAACAGGCCAAGCAGGAUGAACGGCGUAAACCGGUUGCCUGACGAAGAGAUGCCUGACUGGAUGGCCGACUGGGUGAAUAAUAACGCAGACCUGAUGAACGGUGCCGAAGAAAUGAACGGCGCUGGACAGGCGGACAGCGCAGGCCAGGGGAACUGUACAGAUGCGUCGGUGCCAAUGGACACAACCUGA
Messenger RNA from Sparassis crispa, 1335 nucleotides. RefSeq lists its product as hypothetical. The coding region runs from base 1 to 1335 and encodes 444 amino acids. NCBI's taxonomy places the organism in Eukaryota, Fungi, Basidiomycota, Agaricomycetes, Polyporales, Sparassidaceae. The transcript has 2 exons. The record is from RefSeq and is a predicted model, not a curated record.